Molecule: messenger RNA, 1285 nt
Organism: Diuraphis noxia (Russian wheat aphid)
Lineage: Eukaryota; Metazoa; Arthropoda; Insecta; Hemiptera; Aphididae
Source: RefSeq, a predicted model, not a curated record
AUGGCCCUGUCCGAGGAUACCAUAACGUUGCUUGAAAGAGCCAUUUACAAGGUUACCUUAGAGACGAUUGGAAAUGCCCUGAAGAAUAAUACCAUAAAUGAGACUAACUACAAUAAUAUACUCUUACAGGAGACUUUAAUGAAGAUUAAAGAUGCCCUGGUCAGAGAUUCAUUUUAUAUGAUUCAAAAAGCCCUGAAGAAUAAUACCAUAAAUGAGACUAACAAUAAUAYCCAGGAAAAGAAUACCAUAAAUGACAUUAACAAUAAUGACAAUUACAAGAAUACCUUAAUAGAUAUUAAAAAUGCCCUGAUAAAUGAUGUCAUUAAGAUGGCUGACAAAUGUGACGAGAACGAGAUUUUCUUUUUUGUGAUUAACCAAACCAUUAACGAGGUUACCUUACUGAUGAUUAAAGAAAGCCUGCGCAAGGAUACCGUAAACAGAAUUAAUAGUGCCUUGGAAUAUGUUUCGGAUGAUAGUGCAGAGACGGAUAAACACAGCAUUUGCAUGAAAGAAAUGGCAUCACUCCAGUUAGUAUCUAAAGAUAGUACUAAUAAAUGGAUAAAUAGCGUCAGCUUUGAUGAAAAAAUGGCUGCCAUUAAUGAGACAAUAUUUGUUAAAUAUUUGGAAUGUUAUUCCCAGGACGGAUCAAAUUAUGAUGAAGAACAAAAAUGUGUACCAAAUGAUUUUUGUAUAAAUUACAGUGGAAUCACCGGAAACUAAGAAGAUUAAUUUUGUAUUACGUUAUAGGAUGAGGUAUAGGUAAAUAAUAUAUUUUAACUUAAUCUUUUGUGAUAGUGUGAUGCUUUAAUCAGGUUUGGUUUAGUUAAUGCUUUUUAUCUUUGUUCAUGACCAAAAUGUAUUCAGUCAACGUCAAGCAAAAAGUGGUUAUUAUUAUUCAUUUUGUAAUAUCAUUUAUACAGUUUAAAAUUUGAAAAUACAUAUUUUUUUAAUAAUACAUUUUAAUCAAGGUUGUUUACUAUAAUAUUAUAUUACAGCUAUGUUUGUUUUUAAAUAAAAAAAUUAAUAUGUUUGGUAUUUCCAAAUGGUUUGGUAGUUCUUUAUUUAUUUUAUAAAAGCCAGAAACAUUUAAUUGUAUAUAAGUAACCUCAAACUAUCAGAUCAAUGUGUUAAGAACCCUAAAUAUUACAUAUAUCUGUAUAAUAACACAGAAACAUGGCGGAACAUACAACACUCAUCUUGUUAAACUUCAGAUUACAAUGAAUGGAUUAAUUAAAAUAAUUUUACAAAGCCAAGCUUACAUUCUACUGUAAACUUGUUUAAUGAA